Folsomia candida is the source of this 2197-nucleotide messenger RNA. RefSeq lists its product as uncharacterized. The coding region runs from base 592 to 1734 and encodes 380 amino acids. Lineage: Eukaryota; Metazoa; Arthropoda; Collembola; Entomobryomorpha; Isotomidae. The record is from RefSeq and is a predicted model, not a curated record. The transcript is spliced from 10 exons.
ACGUUUGCCGUCCGUAUAAUAAAAUAUUCUCUCUCUUUCCUCUGUAUAAAGCUAAGGCAGGCCAGGCAGGAUACUUUGCAAGUAAACCUUAUAACAUGGCAUAAGAGAAGCUUACGCUUACGGGACUUGGGCAUUGAAAUUGGUUGGUUGGUUGGUGGUUCUCCCAUCGCAUCGUCUGAGUUCUCUCUCUCCUACUCAAUAUCCAACUCAACCUCACUCACAUCACAAGCAAAAGCAACGCUCGUUCGUUCGAUUCUUCCUUUGCUGCUGCUGGCUCUGCUGACAUUUAAAAAGAGUUUUAGCACAGUGUACAAGCAAGGGAGCGAGGAGAAGAGAUAAGUAAAACUGCAUACGACGAGACGAGUGAAAGAAGUGACUUUACUUUGUUCCGCUCCUGAAUUUUGCGAGAGAGUCGCUCUCCUCUCUUCCGUAUUGUCCAGUCACAAGAAGAAUUCCGCUUUCUCCAACUUAAUUUUUCUAAACACACGGCGAUUUUUUAUUAUUAUUGUGGAAUUGAAAUUAUUAUUGUCAAGAAUAAUAAUAAAAGGGUGGGAUACUUGAAGAGAUAAAAAAGGAAUAACCAGUCGUUAAAUGAGCAUCGACAAUUUGGACAUUAUCGACAACUCGACAAACUCCAACGGGAGUGGGGGCGGGGGUGAGUCGAACGAGAUGAGUGAAAUCACGACGGCAGCCUUCCUCAGUAAGGGGUCGGAUCAUCAGUUCAAAUAUGUCCUAGGGUUGUAUGAUGAAGCGUUGAAGAUUAAAGCAGAAUCCAAGUCAAAAAAGCCUCAAGAACUGAUUAAACUAGAUCAGUGGUACCAAAAGGAAUUGCCAGUCAAGAUCAAGUCCAGAGGGAAAGACCCAUACAUCAAUCACGAUGAGUUGGUAACUUGCAUGAGAUGGAAGUUGGCUAGGGGUAAAUUCCGUCCCAAGUUGAAGGAGUUGGUUACAAUGAACUCUCCAAGGGUUGUUGAAAAUGAGACCAAGAAAGCCUUCCGAGCUCUAUUUAAGAAAGAUGACCUGGCGGCUGCCAUUCAGUAUAUGUGUAAUCUCAAGGGUGUUGGACCUUCGACGGCGAGCAGCUUGUUGACUGCCGCCGCUCCCGACAAAGCCCUUUUCAUGGCGGACGAGUGUAUCGCAGCGGUUCCCGAACUCGAGGGUAUCGACUACACUCUCAAAGAAUAUCUCGAACUCUUUAAACACGUUCAGCAGGCUGUUGCUAGACUGGGAGGUUCAAGCGAAUGGACUCCACACAAGAUUGAGUUGGCCUUAUGGACUCAUAACGUUCUUUUAACCCUCAAACCUGAUCUUCUUAAAAAUAUACCUGGAGACGGUGAAGGGAUAGUUCCUCCUAUUGGAGUAUUGCAGGAAGACUCAUUAGCGUCUACCAUCUCCUCGGCGGACUCCAAGAUCCUGAGUGAAGAUGGCAAUUCCAAUCUUUCAAAUGCAGGAUCCGUGAGUGACGCUACCGGAAAUGAAGAUUCCAACUUGGGAACAGGAGACGAUUCCAAUUCCGUGGACGCCUUUGUUCAAAGUCACAAGAAAAACGGGCAGUCGGACGGGCAAAUGAACGGCACGGCGAAAAAGAAUGACAUUGUUCCUUCAUCUGCAGAUGUGGUGAACCACCAUAGCGAAGAUGCAAACGAUAACGAAGGCUUCCCUGCUGCAAAGAAGAUGAAACUGGACGAACCAUUACCAGUUCCAGUCCCAAUUGAAUCUGCAUGUAACAACUGAAUUUUGAUAGCCUGACACAAAAGAUGUUGUUGAACUAUUCAUAAUAAUAAUAAAGUAUAUUAAAUAGAAAAUCAAGUGACUAACCCCACUGAGAAAAAACCCCAUCGAUUGAACGAUUGAUUGAGAAGAAGAACAUCGUCAUUCAGAUUUACUUAAUUCAAGGAACUGAGGACUUUUUAUUAUUAUUAUUAUUCUAUAUAGUUUAUUGUUACUGUGUACCAGUUGUUGAUUACCUAUUUAAUUUUUAAUUGUCAUCUCUGUAUUUACCAAUGUAUUAAAUUAUAUGACUUGUUAGUGGGCGAUAGUGAUUUGUAAUAUUAAUAUUAUUGUCACUCUGUUAAAUACGCAGGGAAAUUUCGUUUUUUAAUAACGAACAGGUUACAAAAACUGUAUUUGUAUGUAAACAUUCCUACCAGAGUACGAAUCGAAUAAAUGCUUUGUGGCGGAGUAUCAUUAUUUUCUA